Hyla sarda is the source of this 3715-nucleotide messenger RNA. RefSeq names its product chromosome 6 C11orf24 homolog (gene C6H11orf24). Bases 663 to 2165 code for a protein of 500 amino acids. The record is from RefSeq and is a predicted model, not a curated record. The transcript has 4 exons. Lineage: Eukaryota; Metazoa; Chordata; Amphibia; Anura; Hylidae.
UUAUGCGAUGACCCAGACAUAAAAAAGUAUCGUAUGUUGAUGCUGCCUUCAACAUGCGAUGGCCUCUGAGAGGUCAUUGUAUGCUGAAAUUAUCGUAUGUCGGGGCCAUCGUAGGUCGAAGGGUCACUGUACAUUUUUCCACACAGGACUGCGGGGAAGUGAAUGGAAACUCUUCAUACACCUUCUUUCUCACCCGUGUCUUUUCUAGUUACGUUUUAUUCUUGGCGUUGGCACGCCCUGCCACAGUACAUACUGUAAACCACUGUGUUGGAGAAGACAUUUUCUGAGAGGAAUAAAGGCGCCAUUCCAAGCGGCCUCAAAAUACCCGCUAACCGGCGUCAGCCGGUCGUGACGUCACUGCCCCGCCUAUCUUCCUCCAUGCAUAGGAAUGUGGGUGUGUCUAAUCAGAAGGGGGCGCGGCGUCCCGUCACGGCAGUGCGGGUAUGUGGUGGUGACGUUGCGUGUGCGGUACCGCCGGUCCCCUUCCUUGUCACGCUGUAUGAUUCACACUGGUGCGGAAGCAGAGGACACGCUGUGGACUCUGUCCUGUCAUGUGACGCUGGUUGUCAUCUCUAUGAGCGCUCCUCUCCGGGGACGGGGUCCAUUAUGCUGCUCUGAAACAGACACUUGUUGUGGAUGCCUGUCUGCAGAAGCCCACCACAAUGUGGAAGACUCUUAUACUAUUAUGGACUGUGAACCUGUGCCUAUCUGACAGCAGGAUUAAGAUAUUGGGAGAGAAUGGAGACCACCUUCAGAAGGAUUCAGAGAUGAGGAAUGAGAAGGAAUGCAGACAAACCUGCAGGGACAGCCUUACCACAAAUAAUCUUUACUGCAGAAAAUCUUUGUUACUCAACAAGUGGUGUGUAAUAAUACGCUGUAACAGAUUAUGCCACACGAAUGGAUCUCGAUUGAUCACAGAUCCACCUUUAAGUAGAAAUUAUUUAAAAAGAAGACGGAAACGAAGUCCUAAAGGAGCACCUACAAGCAGGAAACCUACUACAAGAAGCACAGAAUCUGAUAUCCCAACUGAUAAAACACCCUCAAUAAUGCCAGCAGGAGAAACUACUAGAAUUGAAACAAGAGUUAAACCAACAGCAAUCACCGGUAAAACCAUGCCUGCCCCUACAGAACAUCCAGCAAAACAAAUUAGCACAAGCACAGAGAAAGCAAUAACUACUGCUGCAACCUCUAGUACGGCAGUAACGUCAACUACAACUACUGCUCCACCCACAACUAGGACAGAGCCAAAAAUUGUACCGUCAAAAAGUUCUUCUCCAAUAAUACUUAAGAGCACAGACUCGGUCACUCCAAAAGUUAAUGUUGAAAUAAGCACUAGCACAGACUCCACAUCAAAAACUAUUCACACCCAAAAGCCUUUAGCUAUAAGUAUAACAGAAAAGCCAGCAACAAAUAAAACAUAUGGAACAACUGAGCAAGAAAACAUUGAAGAAAAAACAACCCCGGGUAGAACCCCAGUUUUGAUGCCAACAACCAUCAGCAAUGAGACAUCAGUUGCGUCAACCAUAGGAUCACCCGUGCUUGCUGAUUCUUCUAAUAACAACACCGAAGAGCCUUUACCAAACACUAGUGCGAUGUCAAGUGUGACUCCAACUACUAUUAAAGAAGAAGCUCCAUUCAACACUACAGUCCUCUCUCCAGCCACCGCUACAAACACAACAGUGGCUACAACACAAACCAUCACAUCAGAGCCAACCAACAAAUUGCCUACCACAAGACAAACAGUGGCAACCGUUCCGACAACUACUAUCCCCGUUCCACUAGUGACAACCUCUUCAACUAGUGAGACUACUACCUCUACAACAAAGCCAAUAACUUUAUUAACAUCAACCAGUGUGAACCCAACCACAAGCAAAACUUCCACGCCAGACUCUCAUGUGUUGAUCUCGACAACGAUAUCUACAAUGUCUUCCAUGGUAGAUGGCAACCAAAAGAAAGAAGAUGACAGUAUCGUCAUUGUCUCCGGGGAAGUAGCGAAACAUGUCCAGAACACCAGCUUUUUAUUGGCGGUGCUCCUGUUGGGAAACAUGUUUUUUAUAACUAUUAUAGUGCUUUUUGUACUUCAAGCCUAUGAGAGCUACAAGAAAAAAGACUAUACCCAGGUAGAUUAUUUAAUAAAUGGGAUGUACGCUGAUUCAGAGAUAUAAAUGGACAGUUUAUAGUUAGGCUUUUUGUUUUAUAUACAUAUUAGAUCUACACCCACAAUAUUAACAUUUUGCUAUUUUUUUUUUUUCAUUCCCAUAACCAUUGGUGCAUUUGUGAUGACCCUAGUGUAGUGAGUAACUGACUGAGCUGUGUUGCAGCCACUUUCACACUCCUGAUGGAAAAAUACGCACAGAAGGGCGGUAUAUAAGGGCAAUAAUUGAAGGUGUGGACCUAAAUAAACAUUGCCUUUUUCAGUCUUUCAGGUUAAUAAUAAUAAAACUAGUAAUAAUAAUCUUGUUCUUUUGCACAUUUUAUAAAUGUAUUUUAUAGAGCUUUAACAUGAGAAUAUAAUCGAGGAAAACAUGCUGUGCAUUACAAUAUUCUUUACCAUCUAUAACAAUGAUCUCCAAAUUGUGGGCCUCCAAAUGUUGCAAAACUACAACUCGUAGCAAGCCCGGACAGCAGUUGUCUUAUUUUUUAUGACCACGAAGUGAUCUGAUUUAGAUCACUAUUGGGGAGAUUUAUCAAAACCUGUCCAGAGGAAAAGUUGUGGAAGUAUGUGGAAACAUUAGUAAAUUUAUAGGUUUCUUUAGAAAAUUUAGUGUUUUUUUUUUUUUUUCCCCUUUAAUGAGAACACACACCUUUUCCCUGAUGGCCACGCCCUUUUGUAGGGUUUUCUGAGUGAGUAGGGUCUUUUGGAUCUUUUUUUUUUUUCCAGAAAUUCUGGUGCACGACACAUGCAACACAAAAAAACCUUACAAAAUCUACUCGGAAAAGCCUUAGUAAAUGGGGCCAAAUAAGUCCGUAUGCAUUUGUUACUCAGUUUUAUGCACUAUGUGGCAGUUUCUCAUGUUAUUUGUGCCAAAUAGGUUACCAUAAUGUUUACAUUACAAUUUUCAGUAUGGAAUAAACAUAGCCUGCUUUGAAAUGGUUGUCCUCUUUUAGAUCCUGUUUUGGAUAAGGCUUUGUACACUACCAUAUUUAUGUCUGUACAGCCUCAAAGUUGUUCAGGGCUGUAAUAUGGUGCUAAAUAGAUAUUUUUGUGCACAUAUUUUAUUUUGUUUGGAGGCAUAUGAAGGAAUAAUACAGAAUAAUAUGGAAGCGUUCAUUCCUAUAAGCAUCAAAAUGCAUUAAAAGGUGAGUGCAGGCUUUAUUCACACAUGCUGUUUUUGGUACAGUGUUCAUUGCAGUUUUUUUUGUUUUUUUUAACUAUGUUGAGGAAUGGACUUUAAGAGGAAGAAGUAUAAAGGAAAGAAUUGUAUUUGCCUCUUCUUUACGUGCAUUUAGCUCAAGGACCUGCAUAUGUGAAUCCAGCUUUACAGUGGUAUUAGAGUAUUAUUAGGCUAGGUUCACACCUGAGUAAUUUCCAGCCAGAAAAAAAAAUUUUGUCUGGAAAUUCUGACUGGUCCUGUCACUGUCUGAAUCAGCUGGCGCUAGUCGUCGGUGCUCAUGCUGAGUGUAGAUACUGUAGAAACCAAAGUCCAAAAUAGAAAAAGAAGACGCGGAUCACUCACCGUUAUGAUGCUGUGAACUUUAUUUAAGUCUGGAUACA